Molecule: messenger RNA, 2343 nt
Organism: Ostrea edulis (European flat oyster)
Lineage: Eukaryota; Metazoa; Mollusca; Bivalvia; Ostreida; Ostreidae
Exons: 4
Coding region: 74-1849 (591 amino acids)
Molecular function (GO): zinc ion binding
Source: RefSeq, a predicted model, not a curated record
ACCUUCCUCCGAAAAGCUACAUCCGGUUUGGUUUUCGCUUUUAUGAUAUGUUUUAUCACGUGAUACCCGACAUAUGUUUACUCGAUACAAAAUGGACGUUAGUACAAUCCGUGCAUCAACAGUGUGUAAUUUACAAAAUUUCUUGAAAGAACGGGGGAUUAGCGCUCAGAAAUUGAACAAAGGACACCUUGUAAGGUUUUGUGAAGCGGUACUUCAUCUUGACUUACCAAAAAAUCCCGAAUAUAUAAAUAUUUCAUCAACUAAUGACGUUAUUCGCAAGCUCGAUGCACUGGGGUGCAAGGAUCCUCUCACCAUGGAUGGGUUUUCAAAUACUCUGUCUGAUAUUCCAAAUAUUACUCUUUAUGACGUUUUUAAUUAUCUAAUAACAUCGAGAUCUGACUACGACAGAAAAAAACUCAAAGCUUACAAAUCAUGCGAGGAUUAUAGACUAUAUUUCGAUGGUCAUGUGGAUGAUUUGGAGUACCACGGUCUCUCUAAAGAAGAACCCUUAUGUCUCUUCAGAGCAAAAGUCAAACCAACUCAACGAGAUAAAACUUACUUGAAUGAAAGUUACUAUAAAUUAUGGAUCUGCAUUGGAAAACAGCAUGGCAAUGUUAGAUCAGCAUACUGCACAUGUAUUGGAGGUGCUGAUGGUGCAUGCAGACACAUAGCAGCUGUACUGUAUGAAAUAGAGGCGUAUGAUGAGAAGUCAUCCACUGACGGGGAGAAUAAAUGGAUCAAAAGACCAAGACAUCAUGAUUGUCCAGUUCCAAUUAAAAGAUUAAAAAUUAUGAAAGCAAAGUAUCACAAGAAUCCAGCUGCAGCAGAUGUCAAUAAUAACUACACAAACGACGAGUUUGAUCCUCGUGCUGUUGUUGAGGAAAUGAAUGAUGAAAAACUGGAUUCUUUUUAUGCAUCUUUACAAAAGAUUGACCCAAAUACACAGGCUUUGGAUUUGCUGGAAAGUAAAUUUGAUGAGUCGGAUGUACGAAAAACAAAUGAUGAUCAGUGUGCCAUGUGGUCCAUUUGUGAGAAAUCAGUGAAUUUUCUUGAUGAAAAAAAGCUAAACUAUCAGUCUGUUGAUGAAGUACCAGAUUCUUUAUGUGAUACCUUUCUAGAAAAUAUCCAUGCCAGUGAAGAAGACAUCCAGUAUGUUGAGUCGCACACAUAUGGACAAUCUGAUAAUUCCAACUGGCAUGUAGCACGUAAAGGAAUGAUUACUGCAUCAAAUUUUAAAAAGGUGUGUGAUUGUGUGGCUCAUAAAAGAAAUCCCAAUUACUUGAAGAAACUGUUAUUGGGUGCAUAUAGUGAUGCAAAAUCAGCUUCCCUUGCAUGGGGUGUAAAGAAAGAAAGAUGUGCAAUGAACUUGUAUAAGAGAGUGGCAGGAAAGAAGCAUAUUGGCAUGGAUAUUAAAUUUCCUGGAUUGCGCAUAUUCAAAGAUAAACCUUACCUAGGUUGCAGUGUUGAUGGACUGUUACAUAAUGUAACAUGCAAAUGCAAACAUCACGGUGGGACAAAAAUUAUUGAAAUAAAAUGUCCAUAUAGUGACAGGGAAAAGCUACCGAAGGAAGUGGCUCUUCUAAAAGGAUGCGUUAUGAAUUCUAAUGGAAAUUUACAAUUAACUCAGAGUUCAGACUACUAUCCCCAAAUACAGGGUCAAAUGGGUAUCUAUAACUGUCAAUUUGCUGACUUGGUCAUAUAUACCAAACAGGGAAUCCAUGUUGUUGAAGAUAUUGUGUAUGACGAAAAAUAUUUCAGUGAUAUGAUUGAAAAAUUAGAAAUGUACUUUAAGAAUAUUUUGCUUAAAACUAUGUUUGUCAAUUGCAACAAAACUACAUUUGUAGAAUAGUAAAAUUGUAUACUAUCUGGAUUUAUCUGUUUGUAUUACAAAAUAUUGUCAACCACAGUAAAACAUGGUAUAUAGCGAACCUCAAGGGUCAAUGAAAAACAGUUUCUUAUAACCAAACUUUGUUUUAUCCAAUACAAUUUUCAUUUUUUCCUCUCUCAGAGGAGAAUAAAUAUCACUUCACAAUAAGAAUGAAUUUGUUAUAUGCUUGUUUGUUAUAAGCAUGUUUUACCGAAUAUUGAAUUUUUUUUUAGAAGCCUGUAAAAAUUGUUUUAAAGUGCUGUUUAAUCCAGAAUGGGGUCUAAUUCAAUAUUUUGAUUGGAAUGGAGUCAGUGGUAUCUGUACGAGAGUAUUCAGAUAUCCUGAGUGAAAAAAUUAAGCAAGACUGGUUAUGACAUUUCACAUUUAUUGUAAUUUUAGUUGUAUGUACAAAUUUGAUUUAUUUCAUCCGAAAUAGAUUGGAUUGUCAAUAAAUCUCUAGAAAUUGUAAUAUCUUA